Molecule: messenger RNA, 1260 nt
Organism: Penicillium maclennaniae
Lineage: Eukaryota; Fungi; Ascomycota; Eurotiomycetes; Eurotiales; Aspergillaceae
Product: agmatinase
Exons: 2
Coding region: 1-1260 (419 amino acids)
Molecular function (GO): agmatinase activity; metal ion binding
Source: RefSeq, a predicted model, not a curated record
AUGCCUGCCUGGAAGUCUCUUGUGAGCCUGCUGGCGCUGGCCAGCAGUGCUACAGCUUGCGCCCACCACGGCGACGCCGAAGUCGUCCCCGAAAACGAGCGUGAAGAGCUAUUGAAGAAGUGGGACCAGGAGUGGUCCUUCACCGGCAUCGCCAGCUUCGCCCACCUCAAGCCCGUCAAAUGUCUCAUUGAACCCUCAGAGAACUACGACAUCGCCGUGAUCGGCGCCCCCUUCGACACAGCCGUCUCCUACAGACCAGGUGCCCGCUUCGGUCCCCGCGCCAUUCGCGCAGCCUCCGCUCGCCAAAUGGCCGGCACAUCGUACAACACGCGCGCAGGCAUAAACCCUUACCAGUCCUGGGCAAAGAUCACCGACUGCGGCGAUAUCCCGAUUACACCGUUCGACAACGGACUCGCGGAGAAGCAAAUGUACGAGGCCUUCUUGGAGCUCGGGUCCCGCAAGACGGUGAACAAGGCGCCCAAGGGAGGCGAUUCCAUCGGGACCGGACAUCCCAAGCUCGUGACACUGGGUGGAGAUCACAGUAUUGCGUUGCCGGCGCUGAGGGCGUUGUAUCAGAUUUAUCAGAAGCCGAUUACGGUGUUGCAUUUCGAUGCGCAUCUUGAUACGUGGAAUCCCGUGCGGUAUUCUGCGUAUUGGCAGAGUGAGCAGACGCAGUUCAAUCAUGGGAGUUUCUUCCACAAGGCGAGUCGCGAGGGAUUAAUUUGUAACUCUACCUCUGCGCACGCUGGACUUCGGACGCGGUUGACUGGUGUUGAUGCGGGGGAUUAUACGAACCCGGGUCCGGAGCAGGGCUUUAUUCGUAUCCAUGCGGAUGAUAUUGAUGAGCUUGGUCCCAUGGGUGUUGUGGAGACUAUCAUUGCGCGCACUGGUCUUGAUCCUGAACAGCCGGUUUAUCUUUCGGUGGAUAUUGAUGUUUUGGACCCGUCGACUGCACCGGGAACCGGUACGCCUGAGCCGGGUGGUUGGACUACACGUGAGUUUAUUCGCAUUCUGCGUGGUUUGGAGAAGUUGAACCUGGUUGGUGCGGACAUUGUGGAGGUGUCACCGGCCUAUGAUAACAAGGGUGAGACUACUGCUCUUGCGGCGGCUCAGGUUGCAUUUGAGAUUAUUACUAGCAUGGUGAAGUCGGGUGUUGAUGAGGAUCUGGGCGGGUGGUAUGGUCGCCUGAAUGAGGCCCCUGGUACUGUCGUGGAGGGUGUUGUGGGUGGCUCUGCGAAGAUUUCUAAGGAUGAGCUCUAA